This is a messenger RNA of Cervus elaphus (red deer), 2659 nucleotides long. Its product is annotated as zinc finger protein 345. The transcript has 3 exons. Bases 217 to 1677 code for a protein of 486 amino acids. Gene Ontology annotation, biological process: regulation of DNA-templated transcription. The record is from RefSeq and is a predicted model, not a curated record. Gene Ontology annotation, molecular function: DNA-binding transcription factor activity, RNA polymerase II-specific; RNA polymerase II cis-regulatory region sequence-specific DNA binding. NCBI's taxonomy places the organism in Eukaryota, Metazoa, Chordata, Mammalia, Artiodactyla, Cervidae.
CUGGGCUCUUGUUUGUUUCAAGUACAGUGGAGCGGUACUGACCAGACAGACCUGAGGAAUCGUAGCUCUGCUCUACUUGCACAGUCUUCCAGAGUGGAGUAAAGAAUGCCUGUUGAACAUCCACAAGGCACCUGCAAGACUGUGAAUCAAGGUUGAGACCAAGAAUUAUUUCUGAAAAAGGAUAUUUAUGGAAUAGAAUCAUCCUGGUGGGAGAUAAUGGAAAGACUUAUAAAAAACAGCAUUGAGUACUCACGUUUCAGAGGUGAUUGGGAAUGUAAAAGCCAGUUUGAGAGAAAACAGGAAUCUCAGGAAGGACAUUUCAGUCAAAUGAUAUUUACUCCUGAAGACAUGCCCACUUUCAAUACCCAGCAUCAGAGAAUUCAUACUGAUGAGAAACUCCUUGAAUGUAAGGAAUGUGGGAAGGAUUUUAGUUUUGUAUCAGUCCUUAUUCGACAUCAGCGAAUUCAUACUGGUGAGAAACCUUAUGAAUGUAAAGAAUGUGGCAAGGCCUUUGGUAGUGGUGCAAAUCUUGCUUACCAUCAAAGAAUUCAUACUGGUGAAAAACCUUAUGAAUGUAAUGAAUGUGGGAAGGCCUUUGGUAGUGGCUCAAACCUUACUCACCAUCAGCGAAUUCACACUGGUGAGAAACCAUAUGAAUGUAAGGAAUGUGGGAAAGCCUUUAGUUUUGGAUCAGGCCUUAUUCGACAUCAGAUAAUUCACAGUGGUGAAAAGCCUUAUGAGUGUAAGGUAUGUGGGAAGUCCUUUAGUUUUGAAUCAGCCCUUACUCGGCAUCACAGAAUCCACACAGGCGAGAAACCUUAUGAAUGUAAGGAUUGUGGAAAAGCCUUUGGCAGUGGUUCCAACCUUACUCAGCAUCGAAGAGUUCACACUGGUGAGAAACCUUAUGAAUGUAAAGGAUGUGGAAUGGCCUUUAGUAGUGGUUCAGCCCUAACUCGGCAUCAGAGAAUUCAUACCGGUGAGAAACCAUAUAUAUGUAAUGAAUGUGGGAAGGCAUUUAGUUUUGGAUCAGCCCUUACUCGACAUCAAAGAAUUCACACUGGUGAGAAACCUUAUGUGUGUAAGGAAUGUGGGAAGGCUUUCAAUAGUGGCUCGGAUCUCACUCAACAUCAGAGAAUUCACACUGGUGAGAAACCUUAUGAGUGUAAGGAAUGUGAGAAAGCCUUUAGAAGUGGUUCAAAACUUAUUCAGCAUCAAAGAAUGCACACUGGUGAGAAACCCUAUGAGUGUAAGGAAUGUGGGAAGGCCUUUAGUAGUGGUUCAGACCUCACUCAACAUCAGAGAAUUCAUACUGGUGAGAAACCUUAUGAAUGUAAGGAAUGUGGGAAGGCUUUCAGUAGUGGCUCAAAACUUAUCCAACACCAGCUAAUUCACACUGGUGAAAAACCCUAUGAAUGCAGAGAAUGUAGAAAGUCCUUUAGUAGUGGCUCAGCUCUUAAUCGGCACCAGAGAAUACACACUGGUCAGAAACCCUAUGAAUGUAAGGAAUGUGGGAAGACUUUUGGUCCUGGCUCAACCCUUACUCAGCAUCAGAGAAUGCAUACUGCUGAGAAGCUUUAUGAAUGUAAGGGAUGUGGGAAAGCUUUGGGGAGGGAUUCAGAAAUUCAACAACAUAAGAAAAAUGCUGGUGAGAAGCUCUGUGAAUUGGAAACUCCAUAAAGUUGGAAUUAUAUAGUUAAGGAAGCAUACAAUAAGAAAAUUCAUACUAGUGAGAAUCCCCACAAAUAUAAUUAAAGUAUAUAUAUCUUACUUAUACUUUACCAGUUAGUCAGUCUGAGAAAAUUCAUAUAGAAAAAAAAUUUUUUUAACCAAUCUGAAUAAAAUAUUUGAAGAUUUUAAUCUAAACUCAUUCCUUCACUAUUUUUAGAAAAUUCACACUUGUGAAUAUUAAACAUUGAAAAAUCUUUUAUUGUAUAUUGCCUUCAUUUUAAACAUUGGAAUUUAUUCAGGGGCUAAUUUUGCUACUUUCUUUUUAAUGUUCUUAUUUUUGUGUGUAUUACACAGAAUUACUGAUCCAUUUCAAUUAUUUUAAAUUAUUAUUGAGGGUCUAAAUUUACCCUUUUUUUUUCUCCCCCAUUUCUCAUACUAAUAUCAUUUAUUCAAUAACCAUAUCUAUUUUUAUAUUUUUAUUGUUGUUUGAUAGUAUAUUUUUAUACAUAUAAAGCUUAAAUAUCACUUCAGUAUUUGUUUUCAAAUUUGCAUAUCUGUGUUUGUAUCUGUUUUUCACCCUGUUUGUGUUAAGUUAUGGUUACUUUUACAUAUCCUUUAAUGUCUUAUGGAUAUGUACUUUUUGUUUUAGAAGGUUGUUUUAUUUUUCUUUUAUAAACUUUAUACUGUUCUUUUUGCAGAACAAUUUUCCUACAUAAAAAUGUAGAUAUGAGUUAAAAAUAGAUAUAGUUAUCUGUAAUCUUACCAGUCAUAGAUAAUCAAUGUCAAAUUUUUGAAGCAAAUCCUUUAAGAUUAUAUCUGACAUUGCUUUUGAAAGAAGUGUUAUCAUGCUAUAACCAGCUUUUAAUAUUCUUUCUCUGUAAAUAUAUUGUUACAAUUCCUCUGGCAUUAAAGUACUUACCUGUUUUUAUCAAAUCCUUAUUUUUGUCAAAUACAGAAAAAAUUUUUCAUCAUAAAGCGUUACUUUGUUGGC